Periconia digitata is the source of this 1488-nucleotide messenger RNA. The record is from the annotation of a GenBank genome assembly. NCBI's taxonomy places the organism in Eukaryota, Fungi, Ascomycota, Dothideomycetes, Pleosporales, Periconiaceae.
AAGAAGGAUAUGUCCGCUUUUGCGCCGCCCACGGCGGAUGUAGAGAAAGGCGUUGUCGAUAAUGGUGACGGAGAGGCCAGGCCCCCAGCACUCGAUCGCAAUGUUACUGCUUCAUCAGUCCACUCAUCGCCAUCGAUUUCACAUGUCCAAGAACCCCGUCGCCAGAAUGACCCAGAACAAGGAGAAGAAAUAUCCAGAAUACCCACCCACAAGUCUCAGAGGCCAAUACCAGCGACAUUAUUCAAAAGUAUCACUGCGCGCUCUAACGCCACCGUCACGGAUCCGGGACCACCUCCUGAUAAGGGCCUCAAGGCUUGGACUCAGGUUGCCAUGGGACAUCUCGUGGUUGUGAAUACCUGGGGUGUGAUCUCAUCGUUCGGUGCGUUUCAAACGUAUUACACACAAGAUCUGGGGAUGGAGCCGAGUGCAGUUAGUUGGAUUGGAAGUAUGCAGAUGUUGUUCCAUUUCGGACUUGGAAUGUUCUCCGGUCGCCUCCUCGACGUCGGAUACUACCACUGGUCCGUCGUUCCAGGUAUUCUCCUGGCCUCUCUGGGCAUGUUUAUGACCAGCAUCUGUACCUCUUACUACCAAUUCUUCCUUGCGCAAGGUAUUCUAGUCGGCGUCGGCUGCGGUCUCCAAUUCGCGCCCUCGCUCUCCCUCGUUACUACAUACUUCUCGUCCCACCGUAGCAUCGCCCUCUCCAUUAUGGCCGCGGGCUCCGCAACCGGCGGGCUCAUCUACCCAACCAUAAUCCGCCAGCUCCUACCUAUCCUUGGAUUCGCAUGGACAGUCCGCACAAUGGCCUUCCUCAUGCUAGGUGUAGGUUCCGUCUACGCCUUCCUUCUCACUCCUCGCCUGCCUCCAAGAAAAUCCGCACCCUUAUUCGAACUAUCAGCGUUCCGUGAACCACCGUACGCACUAUACGUCAUUGGGAUCUCAGUCUUCAUGUUGGGUGUCUUCUUCGCUUUCUACUACGUUUCUUCGUUCGCGAGAGAUGUCCUGCAUGCGCCAUAUAGUACCUCGAUCAAUCUCCUCCUCAUUAUGAACGGCAUGGGCCUACUAGGUCGCCUCAUCCCUGGAUUCCUAGCUGAUCGUCUCUACGGUCCACUCAACACCAUUCUGCCGUGCUGUCUUGCUACUACAGUUACUUUGUACUGUUGGACUGCUGUUUCUUCUACGCCAUCUCUGUACGCGUUUGCGAGCAUGUACGGGUUCUUUAGUGCGGGUGUUCAAGGGUUGUUCCCUGCGACGUUGACAACGCUAACGAAGGAUUUGAGUAAAGUGGGUACGAGGACGGGGAUGGGGUUGGCAUUCGUGGGGGUUGCAACUUUAGUUGGGCCACCGAUUGCUGGCGCGCUGGUGCAGAGGAGUGGUGGUAGUUAUGUUGGGGCUAUUGUUUGGGGGGCGAGUAUGAUGGCUGUGGGAACGGGGAUUAUGGGGUGUGCGAGGGUUGCGGUGACGGGGUGGAAAGUCAAGCAGAGAGUGUGA